AUGGAGAACACCAGGACUUGCAAAAGGUGUGGAUUCCAGUCAGUACGGGAGGAGCAAUUGACCAACCUUUCUCUGGACCUGAUUCCUGGAGGGUCCGUUGAAAAGAUGUUGGAAAAUUAUCUAAAAGAAAACGAGGUGGAAUACAAGUGUCCAUGUGGAGGGAAAGUGUCAGGCAUCUCUCCGGCUUUUGCAACCUUGCCAAAAUUCCUGAUCUUACAUCUGAAACGUUUCCGCCUGACUGAUUAUGGUCCGGAGAAGAUGGAUGAACCUGUACAGCUACAGAGGGACCUGGUGAUGUCGUCAAAGCUGGGUGGUGGCUGCUACAGUCUGGUCAGCACCAUCAGCCACAUAGGGAACACUGACAGAGGUAAGAAAAUCACAUGCUUACAAAUUAGAGACGAACUUAUAACAGUUAACAGACCUAACAAGUAUAGAAGCUCCUGA
Cololabis saira (Pacific saury) is the source of this 444-nucleotide messenger RNA. Its product is annotated as ubiquitin carboxyl-terminal hydrolase 37-like. Gene Ontology annotation, molecular function: cysteine-type deubiquitinase activity; cysteine-type endopeptidase activity. Gene Ontology annotation, biological process: protein deubiquitination; G1/S transition of mitotic cell cycle. The transcript is spliced from 5 exons. NCBI's taxonomy places the organism in Eukaryota, Metazoa, Chordata, Actinopteri, Beloniformes, Belonidae. Bases 1 to 444 code for a protein of 147 amino acids. The record is from RefSeq and is a predicted model, not a curated record. Gene Ontology annotation, cellular component: cytosol; nucleus.